AUGCCGCCUAAGAAGUUUAAGCCGUUGGACAUGUUUGCGGAAGAGAAAGCCCCAGAUGGAAAGUUGGGCUCCUCUCCAUUUGGUGGAAAUUAUAGUAGGAAUGACCAUGGCCAGAAUAGAUGGAAUCAAAAUACUCCUUACACUCCUCAGGGAUAUGGCUAUAAUUAUUACCAGGGUGGGUAUCAAAGUUAUGAGAACUACCAGGGUUAUCAGAAUUACCAACAGAAUCACUCGAUGACGAAUAAUUCAGGAAACAGUCGUCAAAAGCAAUAUGGUGGUAAUGGACAAGCUACAAAACCUUCUGUAAGUCAAACCGGAUUUAAUUCGAGCUCUGUGACAUCUUUGAAUACCCUGAUUAGUAGUAUGUCAGAUUUGGCGGUCUCUCCAUUGACCCCACACAUUGAAGCGUUAGUAGCCUCAAAUAGCAUUGCUGAUGCCAAGAAACACGUUCUUGCUAUAAUUGAGGAAUUUACAAAAGAUGGAGUGUCUGGUAAGAAGAUUGAAGAAUGGGAUAUUUUAAGCAUUAUAAAUAAGCUCGUGAAGCCCAAGAAUGCGCCAUUAAUUCGCGAAGCAGCCAUGCUAUUGAUUUCGAAGUUAGCUGCUGUUUUUACUGAUAAAGGAAUUGAAAUGUGCUAUUUACUUGGUCUGCUGGCCCCAGCCUUGGAUAGUAUUUCUGAAAAGGAUACCACGGUUAAGAUGGAAGCACAGCGUGCAGUUGCUGCGAUUUACUCGUCUUUCCCCACCGAAGCUUUGACAUGUGCUCUAUUACCUGUAGUUUUAGAGUACCUAUCCUCUGGGGGAAGGUGGCAAUCUAAGAUAGCUGCACUUAAGUUGGUUGAUAACAUCCGCGAGGAUUCUCCUGCUGAUGCUCUAGAAUUGUGUUUUAAAACCACUCUUCCAGUGUUGACCGACGUUGCAACUGAUUUUAAACCAGAACUUGCGAAGCAGGGUUCCACCACAUUAUUGGACUUUAUUUCGAUUUUGGACAACUUAGAUCUGCAGCCUAGUUUCAAGCUAAUUGCUACUACACUACAGAAUCCAAAGCUAGUUCCUGAAUGUAUAAAAUCGUUGUCAAGUGUAACGUUUGUUACAGAAGUUACAGAAUCUUCUUUAUCCUUGUUGGUGCCGAUUUUGAACAAAUCCUUGAACCUGUCAUCUUCAUCUCAAGAACAAUUAAGGCAAACUGUCAUUGUCAUUGAAAAUCUGACGAGGUUAGUGAAUAACCGUAUCGAGAUAGCAAGCUUUAUUCCUCAACUAUUGCCAGGAGUUAAGAGGUUAUAUGAGACGGCGACGAUGCCCGAGGUCCGUGAGUUGUCCGCUAAAGCUUUAGAAGUUUUGGAAGAAGAUGACAGCCAAAGAGACUCUUUCCCUGGUCGGAUCACGUUAGAGCAAAGUGAGGAUUUCCUAAAGAAAGGCAUGGCGAAAUUGAAGAACAACCCAUACGCCGAUGAAAAGGAAUAUGCAACUGCCAUAGAUUAUUUGAGCAAGGUUUUACAAAUGACUGCUAAUGUAAACGACUGGAAUUGUCUGAAUAAUGUUUUAGUAUCUGCAUUUGGUGAGGAAAACAAAGACGUUAUCGAAAAAGAAUUUAUAACUGAAUUGAGACUAAUGUUCCACCAGGAUAUUCAAUCCGGAAAUAUGGAUGAUGGUAUAGAAAUUGUUAAUGCAGACUUCUCAUUAGCUUACGGUUCUAGAAUGCUGCUGAACAAAACAACUUUGCGUUUGUUAAAGGGACACAGAUAUGGUUUGUGUGGUAGAAAUGGUGCAGGUAAGUCGACCCUGAUGAGAUCUAUUGCCAAUGGUCAAUUGGAAGGUUUCCCACCACAGGACGAGAUCAAGACUUGUUUUGUGGAACGUACACUGCAGGGAGAACAGGGUGAUUUAGAUGUGGUAUCAUUCAUUAAAGGUGAUGAAACAUUACAAGGUGCUUCACAGGAGGAAGUUAUUUCUGCGUUAGAAUCAGUUGGGUUCGACGAAUCUAAACGUUCUCAAUCUGUGGGUUCUUUAUCUGGUGGUUGGAAAAUGAAAUUGGAAUUGACCAAGGCGAUGCUACAAAAGGCGGACGUGUUGAUGCUGGACGAACCUACCAAUCAUUUAGAUGUGAAAAACGUUGAAUGGUUACAGAAUUAUCUUCUAGAACAUACCGAUAUUACAUCUUUGAUUGUCUCCCACGAUACUAAGUUCUUGGACAAUGUUUGCACUGAUAUUAUUCACUAUGAGAACAAGAAACUGGCUUACUAUAAAGGUAACUUGGCUGAUUUUGUCAACCAAAAGCCGGAGGCUAAAUCUUAUUACACGUUUACCGACUCUAACGCUCAAAUGCACUUCCCACCACCUGGUAUUCUAAGUGGUGUUAAGUCCAAUACAAGAGCUGUUGCAAAAAUGACAAAUGUCUCUUUUACCUACCCAGGUGAUGACAAGCCUUCUUUGAAGGACGUAUCAUGCUUCUUGAGUUUAUCUUCACGUGUUGCUAUUAUCGGUGCUAACGGUGCAGGUAAGUCCACUUUGAUCAAGUUAAUGACAGGUGAAUACGUUCCAACUUCAGGUAAGGUUGAAAAGCACCCCAACUUACGUAUCGGAUACAUCGCGCAACAUGCUUUGCAGCAUGUGAAUGAGCAUAAGGAAAAAACUGCUAACCAGUAUUUGCAAUGGCGUUAUAGAUUUGGUGAUGACAGAGAAGUCUUACUGAAAGAGUCAAGAAAGAUUUCUUCGGAGGAAGAACGACUCAUGAUGGAAAAGCAAAUAGAUAUCGGCGAUGGUAGAGGAAUGAGAGCAAUUGAAGCCAUUGUUGGAAGACAAAAGCUGAAGAAAUCGUUCCAAUACGAGAUUAAAUGGAAAUGGUGGAAGCCAAAGUAUAAUUCUUGGGUUCCAAAAGAAGUUCUAUUAGAAAACGGAUUUGAAAAAUUGGUUCAGAAAUUCGAUGACCAUGAGGCUUCUCGUGAAGGUUUAGGUUACCGUGAAUUAAUACCAAGUGUAAUUACAAAACAUUUUGAGGGCAUCGGUUUGGAUUCUGAUAUUGCAAACCAUACACCUCUUGGUUCACUUUCCGGUGGACAGUUGGUUAAAGUCGUUAUUGCGGGAGCAAUGUGGAACAACCCACAUUUACUCGUCUUGGAUGAGCCUACCAACUAUUUAGAUAGAGAUUCAUUAGGUGCUUUGGCAAUGGCCAUCCGUGAGUGGACUGGUGGUGUGGUUAUGAUCUCACAUAACACUGACUUUGUUGGCGCCUUAUGUCCUGAACAAUGGUUUGUUGAAAACGGUAUGGUUGUGCACAAAGGAAUUAAGCAGGUUGACCAGUCCCAAUUCGAAGACGGUGGAAACGAAGAAGCCGUUGGCCUAAAGGUAUCAGCGAAGGCCGGUGAAGAUGACGACUCUCCAGCAAACAUUAAAGUCAGAAUUAGAAAGAAGAGAAUGACAAGAAACGAAAAGAAGGCCCAGGCCGAGCGUCGUCGUUUGCGUUACAUCGAAUGGCUCUCUUCACCCAAGGGCACUCCAAAACCAGCUGAUACUGAUGAUGAAGAGGAAGAGGAAUAG
Messenger RNA from Eremothecium sinecaudum, 3534 nucleotides. It is a transcript of the gene NEW1, whose product is annotated as New1p. The coding region runs from base 1 to 3534 and encodes 1177 amino acids. Gene Ontology annotation, molecular function: ATP hydrolysis activity; ATP binding. The transcript has a single exon. Lineage: Eukaryota; Fungi; Ascomycota; Saccharomycetes; Saccharomycetales; Saccharomycetaceae. The record is from RefSeq and is a predicted model, not a curated record.